Messenger RNA from Moneuplotes crassus, 2079 nucleotides. The record is from the annotation of a GenBank genome assembly. Lineage: Eukaryota; Ciliophora; Spirotrichea; Euplotida; Euplotidae.
AGAAUAUAAUGUCAUCUAAACUAGAAGACUUCAAAAUUUUAUCUCGCUUAGGAGAGGGUGCUUACAGUAGCGUCUACAAGGUCAGAAGGAUUUCAGACAACCAGACAUUUGCUCUGAAGAAAGUCCGCAUGCUGAAUUUGUCUGAAAAGGAGAAACAGAAUGCUCUAAAUGAGGUUAGAAUACUUGCUUCCAUUAAUGACAAGAAUAUUAUCUCCUUCAAGGAAGCAUUUAACGAUGAUACCUCUCAAGCUCUGUGCAUAAUCAUGGAAUAUGCAGAUGAUGGCGAUGUAUUCACAAAGAUAGUCCAACACCAAAAGGAGGAGACUAAGUUUGAUGAAGAUUUCAUCUGGAGAAUAUUUAUUUCAGUUGUUCGAGGCCUCAAGGCCCUUCACGAUCUGAAGAUAAUGCACAGAGAUCUCAAAAGUGCCAACGUGUUUUUGAAUAAAGAUGGAAGCGGAAAACUAGGAGACUUUAAUGUUAGCAAAGUCGUAGAGAAAGGACUUAGUUAUACUCAGACAGGUACACCAUAUUAUGCAUCUCCAGAAGUUUGGAGAGACGAACCCUAUGAUGCUAAGAGUGACAUAUGGUCUCUAGGUUGUGUUCUCUACGAGAUGAUCACCUUAAAGCCUCCCUUCAGAUCAGACAAUAUGCAAGGUCUUUACAAGAAAGUUAUUAAAGGACAGUAUCCCAAGAUCUCUGAUAAAUAUUCAGUCGAUCUUCAAACAAUAGUGAGGAUUUUACUACAAGUCUCACCGAAGAAAAGACCAACUUGAUCAGAAAUUUUAAACCAUGCAAUUGUUAAAAAGAAGAUAAAGGAGAUUUUUCCAGAUGAUGAGUCAAGCGACAGCGACGAAGAGCAUAAAAAUAUUCUGUUAAAGACUAUAUACGUCAUUGAUAAGCUACCAAAUCCAAUGAGCAUAGGUUUUGAUAGAGGUGCUUUCACUGAACGUCAAAGUAUUGACAACAGAAGUGAUAAAUCAAUACUCCUUCCUAGUAUCUCUAAAUCCCCAGCAAAGAAAAAUCUACAUAGAUCAAAGCCCAAGAAGAGGUCUGGUUAUAAUAAGGAAGAAAGCAAAAUAGCAAAGAGCUACUUGAAGAGGGAGGUGAAACCCAAAGAUUACAUUUCAAGAGUUGCGCAAAAAGCUAUUGAAACUGAUGAUACCAAGAUCAGUAAGAAUCCUAAGAAAUCUGUUCGCAAUCCUAAUAAAGAAUCGGAAAAGCGUCUAAUGCAGAAAGACCUCCAUGAGUCUCCAGUGAAGGAGGACAAGUCUCUGGAAGAAAAUAAAUCUCACAAAGGCGAUAUGAAUAUUGAUAAAGAGUAUGAAGAGCUUAAGAAGAUCCUAAACGCUGGUCCUAAAAAGGAAGAUGACACUCCUGAAAAACGGUUAUAUAUGGUCAAGAAAGUUAAUUCAAGGGAAGACUCUGGAAACCAAAAGGAGAGUAUAGCUAGUAUUAAAGGGGGUAGUAGAAACAUCUUACUUGACCGUAACAUUCCAAGCACAAGGUCUAACCAAGUCGUAAAAACCAACAAUCCUAAAGGGAACAAUCAUGUUGGUGAUGGAAUUUUAUACAAAGUAAAAGGUCAGAACAGAUAUAGAGCAAACAUAAUCACUAAGCCGAAGAAGAUAGCUCUGAAUGAGAAGUACAAUAAGUUAGAGAUGGGCAUCGUUGGCUCCCCUAUCAUUAGUACAAAUUCUAGAAUUAAAGCUCUCAGAAAAGAGUCUAAAAGGAGAGAUGGAAAAGUAACUUCUCUUGAUACUCGCUUACCAAGGAUUUCUGAUGAUAGCUAUAAGGAACUUGAGCAAAAGCCUAUUGUUUCAUCCAGUGUCAACCUUAAGCUACCAACUUUGAAGAAUAGUAACAAGAAAAUUGCAGGAAUAUAUGGAGGAGACUCAAAGAGUAUUUAUAAGUCAAACUUACAAUACAAAUGCAAUCCUGGCUCCAAAUACAGAUAUUACAGCAAAGACAGAGGAGCCUCUUCAAAGAGGUAUCUUUCCAAGAUCGAGCAUUCUCAAAGCGUUAACGUUACUAAACUCCCCAAGAAAAAGCCAUAUAUUAUUAACAGAAUCAAUUAAAUUC